AUGUCAUAUCAAACAUUUGAUCCACAAGCUAUACAGUCAAACAACAACAAUAAUACAAAUUACGCUGGUGUCCCUACAAAUGUCAUUGAUGACACUGACUACCCGUUCGGUGUUCCGGUUUCCUUGGGUGGAAUUAAAACUCAAAUGGAGUUUCUGCGUAAGGUUUACAUCAUAUUAAGCACGCAAGUCUUCGUUUUUCUCGCCAUAACGUCGUUAUUGUAUUACACCGACAAUGGACGAGAUUUUAUUCUAAGACAUCCAUGGCUUUGGUACAUAUCCUUAGUGCUAACUUUCAUAUUGUUGGUGGCGUUGACAUAUAAAGCGAAUGAUCAAUAUCAACCGCCGCCGCUUUUGGUGAUUUUAUUUACAUUUUUGCAUGGGUUUUUGAUUGGCGGUGUUGUCACCGUUCUUAAGUUAGAGAGUGUACUCUGCGCAUUGGUAAUAAUAUUAUUUGUGUUUCUGGCGCUUAUUGCCUACACAUAUCAAUCAAGAUAUAGCUUUAAGAGUAGACAAACAGUUGUAUACACAUUCGUAAUUCUCACAAUUGUCACCGCACUGCUAAUCCCCCUAAAAUUCCCAAUGAGCGAAGCGAUGUCGGCACUUGUCAUCUCGUCGAUUCUCUCGAUAUUUUUCGUACUUGACCUAUAUUAUUUCCUACAGAAUAUGAGUAAGAACGAAUACUGGGCAGCAGUUAUGCAGCUGCAUCUGGAUUUGAUUGUGCCGUUUAGAAGUAUACAUCAUAUAUGUGAGGUUACAGCUGAUGAAUAUGAAUAA
Messenger RNA from Ambispora gerdemannii, 774 nucleotides. The record is from the annotation of a GenBank genome assembly. Lineage: Eukaryota; Fungi; Glomeromycota; Glomeromycetes; Archaeosporales; Ambisporaceae.